AUGCGCUUUAUUAAACAAUCUCUCCAUGUCCCCCAGGAUGACAUGCUGCUAGAAGAUAGUAAGACUCUUGGAGACUGUGGGUUCACAAACCAGACAGCCAGGCCUCAGGCUCCAGCCACAGUAGGACUGGCUUUUCGCAUCAGUGAUGAUGCUUUUGAGCCUCUAAGAAUAGAGGCCUUCUCCAGCCCUCCUGAGCUUCCCGAUGUCAUGAAGCCUCAAGACUCGGGCAGCACUGCCAACGAACAA
This is a messenger RNA of Sinocyclocheilus anshuiensis, 246 nucleotides long. Its product is annotated as transcription elongation factor B polypeptide 2-like. Gene Ontology annotation, biological process: transcription elongation by RNA polymerase II. Gene Ontology annotation, cellular component: elongin complex; VCB complex. Lineage: Eukaryota; Metazoa; Chordata; Actinopteri; Cypriniformes; Cyprinidae. The annotation marks the transcript as partial. The record is from RefSeq and is a predicted model, not a curated record. The transcript has 2 exons.